GGCUAGCCAAGGAAGGAACAUCCCUACCUGAUAGUGUCCUACCCACCUUAACGUGGAUCCGGCGCUGGGCGCGUGAGCGAGCGACCACCUCCUGGCAAACCGAGUUCCGUUGCACCGAUUGACCCACUGCAAUACGGUCCUCGUGGCCGUCCCUGCCUUCCCAGACGCUCCACCCCGUUUUCACUUCUAAAUAUUAUGAACGCGACGUCGAAGCCAGGUUAACCCAAGCCUUAACGGGCUACGGCUACCUGGCCCCUUACUUCUCUUCUCAAUUUGGGACGGCGGGCCCCGCUCGUCACUUCCAUGGCGCACCCUGUGUAUGUGAUCUAACCACCCCCAGCACCCGCACCCACGUCAUGCUGUGCUGCCCGAGACAUGCGCACGCGAGGCACCUGCUUUUCCGGAACCCCAAGCCCACCCUCCUGGAUUUACGUCGGCUUUGGCACCACCCCACUGGCCUUCAUCGCCUCAUCGCUUUCAUUUCUACCACACCCGUUUUCUCCGCCGCGGCCCUCGCGCCCCCGGACCCUGGCUGAUACGCCUUACCCUCGCGGCACUUAUGUGACCAACCCCUUUAUUUACUCAUAGUCUACACGUCGACACUUCCUCGUGCGGUUUCACUCCUGUAUU
Messenger RNA from Laetiporus sulphureus 93-53, 630 nucleotides. RefSeq lists its product as uncharacterized. Lineage: Eukaryota; Fungi; Basidiomycota; Agaricomycetes; Polyporales; Laetiporaceae. The record is from RefSeq and is a predicted model, not a curated record. The transcript has a single exon. The coding region runs from base 376 to 588 and encodes 70 amino acids.